GAGUACUGAUUUGUUUGCUUUCUUGAACUACAUGUCCGGAUGGACUGGAGGAUCGAACGCGGACAUCCAAUCAUUGAUCAAUGAGCACGACUUCUUCGUGUCGCUAGGCGAUUUCGACCCCGACACAGCUAUCGACAAAGAGUUCAACAUGCUGGUAGGCUUGGCGACCGAAGUGCGUGACCAGACCAUAGCCGCAGAUGCGGUCCAGAUCAGUGCGGAUGCUGCCGCCGUGGCUUCUAUCUGGUCUUUCGGCCUUGGUAUGGUUGCAUUUGCUGCCUUUGAGGCUGCGGCCGUAAUCAUGAAAGUCGACAUUUCUAGAAAGUCGACGAACCUUAACAAGAAGAUGACGACUGUCGACGACGAUAUUGCGACCCUUGUCGGUCCCACAGUCUCUCGGUACAUCACCGCUUACAAGGCGAACAACAAAAUCGUGGCAGCCCAACAGGCAACAGGCAUGACCGGACAGACAUGUCGCUCGAUCCUCUUGCAGUUCAUGGCACAGAUCGAAAUGUCUGGCGGCAAGCUCGAUGUCGCUACUUUCAAACAGUAUGCGAACUCGGCACGUAAGCUUUUCGAUAGCAAAGAAAUUACCGACGUCUACGAUGCUCUAGACAAUUUGAACAUGAGCUCAAAGUCGGACGAUGAUCUGAAGAAAUACCUCGAUUCCAUCAAAGGGCUUCACAUUCGGCGGCAGCACGGCACUGACCAUCGUCCGCAUCAGCUCCAUCGGCAUCAUGGCCAACAGAAUGAAAGUCGCUACGAAGAGGCUUGCUCAGUACAAUGAUAUAGCAGAAUUUGUGGGUGCAGACAAGGAAACAAGCGUGUUUAAGAUGAUGGAUUGCUGGGGCAAAUUCUUUGCUGGAAUUGCAGUGAUUGCAUCCGUGGCCGACGCCGUUCUGCAAAUCCUCGACAUUAUUGAAGUGGUGGAGCAGACAAAGAAGUUGGUGGAUGAAUUGAAUGGCACAAUCAAGAAGAGCUACAAGGACUUCUUCGGCGGUAUCAAGAAUGCAGCCAAGCAGUACAACGAGGCAAUCACCAAAAAGACUGGCUAGUGGAGCUAAGCUGAAGAUCAUGUCAAAUGUUGGGGAUCAUAGCAUAACGUAUUUUCAAUGAGUUAAAUCUAGUCUAGAUUACUUAAAGUAGUGUUAGCCUAACAAAUAC
Molecule: messenger RNA, 1161 nt
Organism: Colletotrichum godetiae
Lineage: Eukaryota; Fungi; Ascomycota; Sordariomycetes; Glomerellales; Glomerellaceae
Exons: 1
Coding region: 32-784 (250 amino acids)
Source: RefSeq, a predicted model, not a curated record